Messenger RNA from Symphalangus syndactylus (siamang), 5498 nucleotides. RefSeq names its product 3-ketodihydrosphingosine reductase (gene KDSR). The record is from RefSeq and is a predicted model, not a curated record. Gene Ontology annotation, cellular component: endoplasmic reticulum membrane. Lineage: Eukaryota; Metazoa; Chordata; Mammalia; Primates; Hylobatidae. Gene Ontology annotation, molecular function: 3-dehydrosphinganine reductase activity. Gene Ontology annotation, biological process: sphingolipid biosynthetic process.
GGUCCCAAGCCGAGGGCUGAACUCCAGGGAGGAGCGCGCUCGUCACGCCCACACUGGAGGCCGUGGCAGGCCUGGAAACGCGCCCUGCGGGGUCCUAAGAAGCCACUCGAGCUCCCGAAGAGCGAGUCUUCGCAGCCCUUCACGGCGCGCUCGCAUCUGGCGCUGCCUGGAGCCCGCUCGCGACGCACAGGAACGGGAGGCCCGGUUUCCACGGGAGAGGCUGCGGACUGCGGGCCCCGUCCCGAGGCCGGAGGAGUGGGAGACACCCGGCGACCCCCGAGAGCCGAUUCUGGCAGUGGCGGCGGUGGCGGCCUACGCGCCCCCUGGAAGCACCGCCCCGCCUGGGUGGUGCCCGCGCCGGCUCCUCCUCUUCCCCUCCGCCGCUGCCCGCCCCGGCCCGCAAACCCAAACACUCCAGGCGCCCGCCCGCCGCGCGUGAUUCUCGCCUCGCCGCCGCCCAGCCCUGCGCGCCUUGCCUGGCGGCCCCCGCCCGGCCGCUCCGGGCCCCUGGCCCCGCGGAGCGAUGCUGCUGCUGGCUGCCGCCUUCCUCGUGGCCUUCGUGCUGCUGCUGUACAUGGUGUCUCCGCUCAUCAGCCCCAAGCCCCUCGCCCUGCCCGGGGCGCAUGUGGUGGUUACAGGAGGUUCCAGUGGCAUCGGGAAGUGCAUUGCUAUCGAGUGCUAUAAACAAGGAGCCUUUAUAACUCUGGUUGCACGAAAUGAGGAUAAGCUGCUGCAGGCAAAGAAAGAAAUUGAAAUGCACUCUAUUAAUGAUAAACAGGUGGUGCUUUGCAUAUCAGUUGAUGUAUCUCAAGACUAUAACCAAGUAGAGAAUGUCAUAAAACAAGCACAGGAGAAACUGGGUCCAGUGGACAUGCUGGUAAAUUGUGCAGGAAUGGCAGUGUCAGGAAAAUUUGAAGAUCUUGAAGUUAGUGCUUUUGAAAGGUUAAUGAGCAUCAAUUACCUGGGCAGCGUGUACCCCAGCCGGGCCGUGAUCACCACCAUGAAGGAGCGCCGGGUGGGCAGGAUCGUGUUUGUGUCCUCCCAGGCGGGACAGUUGGGAUUAUUCGGUUUCACAGCCUACUCUGCAUCCAAGUUUGCCAUAAGGGGAUUGGCAGAAGCUUUGCAGAUGGAGGUGAAGCCAUAUAAUGUCUACAUCACAGUUGCUUACCCACCAGACACAGACACACCUGGCUUUGCCGAAGAAAACAGAACAAAGCCUUUGGAGACUCGACUUAUUUCAGAGACCACAUCUGUGUGCAAACCAGAACAGGUGGCCAAACAAAUUGUUAAAGACGCCAUACAAGGAAACUUCAACAGUUCCCUUGGCUCAGAUGGGUACAUGCUCUCAGCCCUGACCUGUGGGAUGGCUCCAGUAACUUCUAUUACUGAGGGGCUCCAGCAGGUGGUCACCAUGGGCCUUUUCCGCACGAUUGCUUUGUUUUACCUUGGAAGUUUUGACAGCAUAGUUCGUCGCUGCAUGAUGCAGAGAGAAAAAUCUGAAAUUGCAGACAAAACUGCCUAAUUCUUCUUACCCCUUGGAAGAAGACUGUUUCCAAAUAAUUCGAACAGCUUGCUGCUAAAUGGGACCCAAUGUUUGGCCUAUAGACACUUAUAUAUUGUUUUCGAAUAUGUCAGAUUGGACCAGUGCUCUUCAGAAAUGUGGCUGCAAGCAAGGGGCUAGAAGUUCACCUCCUGACAGUAUUAUUAAUACUAUGCAAAUAUGGAAUAGGAGACCAUUUGAUUUUCUAGGCUUUGAGGUAGAGAGGUGAAGGUAUGAGAAUUAAUAGCAUGUGAACAAGGUAAAGAACAGGAUUCCAGAAUGAUCAUUAAAUUUUUUUCCAUUUAUUCUUUUUUGCCCCCCUAGAGAUUAAGUCAAGAAAUGUACUUUAUGGCACAUGAAGAAAUCUUGAGGACUUUGUUUAAACGUUCCAUAAAAAACAGUUCUGGGUUUGUAGGGUUUUUUCUUUCUUUCUUUCUUUUUAACUUGGUGUAUUUUAUUCAAGAUGAGUUGGACCCAUUGCCAGUGAGUCUGAAUGUCACUGACAGCCCUGUGUUGUGCUCAGGACUCACUCUGCUGCUGGUGGAAACUCAUGGCUUCUCUCUCUCUUUGAUCCCAUAAAGCUAUGAGGGGGACGGGAGAGGGCAGUGCAAUGGGAGGUAAAGAUAUUUUCCAGAAGGAAAAGCAAUGCUUUCUUGUCUUCUUUAGACUCAAAUGCUUAGGGAACGUUUCAUUUCUCAUUCAUGGGGAAAGGCAGCCUCCUUCAAUGUUUUCUGAAGAGCAGUAAAAUCUAGAAGCUUAAGAAUUUACAGUUCCUUCAAUAACCAUGAUGACCUGAAGUUCACCUAUCCCAUUUUAGCAUCUACUUGUUUUUCCCAUCUCUUCCUUUCCAGUUUUGCUUAUACUGCUGUAAUAUUUUUGUAAAAAAAAAAAAAAAAAAAAGGAAAAAAAAGACCAGCUAAAAUUUUCGACUUGACUUUUUAACUUAAUUCAUGAAUUAAUUAAAGCAAAUGAAAAAAUUAAAAAGUGUGACAUUUUUCUCGGAGCAUAUAUGUAGCUUUUAGGAAAGGCUGAUGAUGGUAUAAAGUGUACUCAUUAAGAAAAAAAGACAAGGCUGAUUUUGAAGAGAGUUGCUUUUGAAAUGAAAUGAUCACCUGAUCUUUAUGUGACUCUCCCACUGAACCUGCAGACAUUAUUUUCAUACCACAUGCUAAGGAAGCCCACUCAUCUAACUCUGUAGCCCUGGAAACCCUCUUGGCCCCUGAAUGUUGUUUCCAGGUUAUAGGAUCUGUGUUCAUUGGUGGAUUUUGACAGCAAGUGCCUCUUACGAGUUUUAGCCAACUUUCCCCGUUGCAUCCUGCUCAUUGUUCGCACUCCUCUGACUUGAGGAGAGCUGCCUUCACCUUGAUCUUGUAACCCGUCUUCCUUGCAUAUACGGUAGCACAUUCCAGAUCACUUCGGUGAGAAAAAACCUGUUUUUGAAGAGGAAACUUUCUUAAAUUGUAAAAUAAAACUUAAAAAACAUAAAAACUCUAUACAAAAAUUGACCUUAAAAAUUAUAGCAAACCUUUUUUUUUUGCUCUUGAGUUUUUGAAGUUCUUGACUUUAAAUGACUUCACUUUUUAAAAAAUAAGAUGUUUUAUGGCUUUAACCCAUGUUUUUAUUAAGAUCUGAGAAUAGCAUAUUUUAAACACAUAGAUACAGAAGAAAUUAUUAUUUAAUAUAUAAAUUGCUUGGAAUGAUUUCAUUGCAGCUUAUAAGGAUGGGUUGAUGCCAGAAUGGUUUCAUAAAUCGUUCAGUCUUACAGAGCCAAAGUUUGCAGAUUAUAUUGAGUUGCAUUGUGCAGCUGCUAAAAUGGAAUCAUAGCUUUUUAUAAUUUGCAGAAAACAAUUGCAUUAAUGUCUGGACGUUUCUCAGUUUUAUCUUUUUCUCAUAAAUGUUCCUCGAAUUUUGGCACCUUCUACUGCUGAUCUAUAUUAGAAUCUAGUCCAAGAAGGUGUCUGAUUUAAUAACAAAUAGUUAUUUCAAUAUAUUUUUUCAAAUUAUCCUCAUAGAACCUGUGGCCUCCAGUGAGAUGGUAAUGUACUACCCGAAUAAAUUUAAGAGCGCCUGUUAAGAGCCCCUGUUUUGCGGUAGAAGACAAUUGUCCCUAUCCCAAUUUCCACUGAAAUAUGAGAGCAGACUUGUGGAGACCAUCAUGUCAGAAAAGAAAUUUCCUUGUCAGAGAUGUUAAAGGGUUACAGUCCCUUAGCAAAAAACUUUGAAAUCGUAGUUGGUUUGUGUUUUUCUAAAUUUGAUACCGUAAUUCAUUUGGCAGCAAAAUCUGACUUGAACGGAUGUGAGAGUAUUGUACUUCUUAUUUAUGCUACUUCAUUGUGACUGUUAAUUUCCCCUGAAGGAAUAUCCAUGGAUUUGAUUAUAGGUUUUCCCUUAGAUGCCGUGGAGGUGUUUUGUAAUAUUCAAAAUAUGCCCAUAUUGCCUUUUUAAAACCCCAAAGAUUAUGAAUUCUGAAACACAUCCAGCCCAGUGGGUUUUGGAUAAGGGGUUGUAGGCAUUUAAGCGGCCUCACAUAAUGGGCUGACUUCAUCCAAAACAUGAAAAUAUUACAAGGCAAAUUCUAUUUUUUAUAUUUUUUGGUUCAAUGCUUGAACAACUUGUUUUUCUGCUGGGGGAAGAAAAAAAACCAACCCUGAGUGUGAUUGUUAUGGAAACUAAUGACUUUGUUUUUAAAGGAUCACAUUGAUUCAACACCUUCUACUGGACCCAGAAGUGUGUAAAUAUUACCUAUGGCAGUAAACGUUUAAUUAUAAUUCAGUUUAAAUGUUGCCCUUCUGUAUGUAGCCAAGAACAGCUCAUUUUGUGAAUUUCAGUUUUUAAGUGGCUGUUUUUUGAUUUGGUUGUAUUAUUUUAUUAAAAUGUAUUUGUAAGUAUAUUAAAAAAUUAACAUCGAGCCAUAAAAAUCCCCAAAUAUGUUCAAGGACUUCAUAAUUGAAAAAUAUAUAGAAAACAAUCUUUAUUUCUUUUUACAAAAACAAAAUCAUGGGAAUUAUUCUUUUCUAUAUAUUUAGUUAUAAAUCUUUCUCUGGGCCGGGCGCGGUGGCUCACGUCAGUAAUCCCAGCACUUUGGGAGGCUAAGACGGGCAAAUCACGAGGUCAGGAGUUCGAGACCAGCCUGGCCAACAUGGUGAAACCCCGUCUCUGCUGAAAAUACAAAAAAUUAGCUGGACACGGUGGCAGGCGCCUGUGUGUGUGGCGGACGCCAGCUACUCAGGAGGCUGAGGCAGGAGAAUCAUUUGAACCCAGGAGGCAGAGGUUGCAGUAAGCCAAGAUUGCGCCACUGCACUCCAGCCUGUGUGACAGUGUGAGACUCUGUCUCAAAAAAAAAAAAGAAAAAAAAUCUCUAUCUGGAUCUGUUAAACCAUUUAUUAUUGAUCAUUGCAAGUGAAAUUUUGAGAGAUUGUAGUAUUUAGGUGAUGAAAACAUUUGGUAAUAUUGCUUUGGUUCAAAGAAUUUUAUGUCUUAAUCUUUCUAGAAGAAAGCAAUUAUAUAUAUAUUUUUGCUAAAUUAUAUAAACAUUUAAUUACAUCAUGUUCUAAUUUAAACAUGUAUUACUCACUUGAGGUCACUUUUAAAUAUUCAUACUCUUUGACAUAAGAUGCUUUGUAUAUUUCUCACUUCUUUUAGUUCUUAGUAAGUCAGCUUUAAAAAGUACCUGCCGACAAGAACCUUCCAUAUUCUGGACUAAAUCUUGCUGUUCGGAUUAUACUUCAGUGCAGUAACUGUGGAUUUGCAAUUUUGAAGGGGAGAUAGUAGCUAUUAUAUUUUACACUUGCUUGAUGUGAUAACUAAAGACUUUUUAAUUGAUGAAAGUGCACAUGGCUAUUUUGAUACACAAAGUUGUGUUUGCUACUUUAGAAGCUUUUGUGGCAGAAUUGUAAUCUAAUUUUCAUACCUUGUAUUUCUGAAUCACAACAAAAAAAUAAAUGGGGAACAAGACUUA